AGGAUUCAGAAUCUCGCCUAGAGUCGUGAGACUGUCGGAUGCGUGGGGGUGCGCGAGCCCCCAGCGCAGGACAGGAUGUUCGUCUUGGUGGAGAUGGUGGACACUGUGCGGAUACCCCCGUGGCAGUUUGAGCGGAAGCUCAACGACUCCAUUGCCGAGGAGCUGAAUAAGAAGUUGGCCAACAAGGUCGUGUACAGCGUGGGACUCUGCAUCUGUCUGUUCGACAUCACCAAGCUGGAGGACUCCUACGUGUUUCCCGGGGACGGCGCGUCGCACACCAAAGUCCAUUUUCGCUACGUGGUGUUCCACCCGUUCCUGGACGAGAUUCUGAUUGGGAAGAUCAAAGGCUGCAGCCCCGAGGGAGUGCACGUCUCUCUAGGGUUCUUCGAUGACAUUCUCAUCCCCCCAGAGUCGCUGCAGCAGCCCGCCAAGUUCGACGAGGCGGAGCAGAUGUGGGUGUGGGAGUACGAGACGGAGGAAGGCGCGCACGACCUGUACAUGGACAUCGGGGAGGAGAUCCGCUUCCGCGUGGUGGACGAGAGCUUUGUGGACACGUCCCCCACGGGGCCCAGCUCCGCCGAGGCCGCCUCUGCCAGCGAGGAGCUGCCCAAGAAGGAGGCCCCGUACAUGCUUGUGGGAUCCAUCAGUGAGCCGGGCCUGGGCCUCCUCUCCUGGUGGACUAGCAGCUAGCCCUGGGCCCAGCUGCGGACCGGCCUGCGUCCGCAGACCCCAGCCCUCGGGAGGGGCCCGAACCCCGCGGCAGCGCACAGACGCCGAGGAACUGAGAGUGCAGCGAGGACCUGCGGGGCGGGGCCGCGAGUGCCCUGCCAGCCCGUCCCCUCCCCUGCCGCCCAGGCCGGAGUCCUCUUCCCGGAAGGCCUGCUCUCGGUGACAGCAAAGACAUUUAAUAAACAAUGGCAACCCCCGUUGAAGAGCCACCGGUCUCCCUGGCUGUCGUCAGGACCUGUCGUUGAGGUGCCACAGCGGGGGCAGCAUGCCCUUCCUCUCUUCACGUCACUUGUGGAGAUGGCUCCCCCGCCACAGCAGAACGUGGGGGCUGCGAGAUCCAGGCCGCCUCCGGCCAGGCUUUGGGCUGUUGAGCCUGGUGGCUCCCUGGGGUGACACAGGGAGCAGAAGGCUGGCCCUGGGUGGCUGCCGGGGCCACGGAAGAGCCUGAGGGUAAAGAACAGGCACCUUCCUUCCCGCCAGCUUGUGGGCGGCGGACGCUGUGGGCUCUGCUGGCCCCCGCUAAGGGCAAGUGACCAGCUAUGUCCCCCCGUCAGUAGAGCAGGAAGCCUGGGGACAGCUGUCCCCCUCAGACCACAGCCACAUCGGGAACACCCCGUGGGUCUGCCACGGGCCCCCAGAGCCUGACAUGGGUGCAAGCACCCGGCGUCCACUCACCAGAACGGCUCUGCCGGGCUCCUCUCGCCCUGCCCCAGUUCUGCCGGGGCCAGGACACGGGUUUGUGGUUAAGUCUCGUCCUGGUGAAGGGGCCCUGUUCUGGCCUUUUUGGCCCACACUGGGCACGGGAGCAUGGGGGUGUGGGCAGUGCCAGGGAGCAGUGUGCACCGUGGGCCAGCUGUGACCUUGGACAGGGUGGCCUGGGUGGAGGGUCUGGGCUGCCCCACUGGAGUCUGGCGGACCGGCUGCCCGGGGGAAGGGGGGCGGCGGUACAGGAGUUCUGGCAGAGCAGCACCGGGGCCUGGUUUUAGCUGCACGGGGAGGGAGGAGUUCCCCUGGGGCGUUCCACCUGGGCCCAGGGCCCCCUGGGGCGGAGGGAGGGGAGGCUGCCCUGCGAUGGACGUGGGGCAGGGCAGGGAGAGGGGCCGAGAGGCGG
Molecule: messenger RNA, 1840 nt
Organism: Phyllostomus hastatus (greater spear-nosed bat)
Lineage: Eukaryota; Metazoa; Chordata; Mammalia; Chiroptera; Phyllostomidae
Gene: POLR3H
Product: RNA polymerase III subunit H
Exons: 7
Coding region: 76-690 (204 amino acids)
Biological process (GO): transcription initiation at RNA polymerase III promoter; DNA-templated transcription
Cellular component (GO): RNA polymerase III complex
Molecular function (GO): DNA-directed RNA polymerase activity; DNA binding
Source: RefSeq, a predicted model, not a curated record